Molecule: messenger RNA, 1995 nt
Organism: Seriola dumerili (greater amberjack)
Lineage: Eukaryota; Metazoa; Chordata; Actinopteri; Carangiformes; Carangidae
Product: galectin-related protein-like
Exons: 5
Coding region: 113-652 (179 amino acids)
Molecular function (GO): carbohydrate binding
Source: RefSeq, a predicted model, not a curated record
AGAGCCAGGUUGAAGCUCUACGUCAGUGUUGACUCAGUUGACAGGAGACGUCGGAGGUGGACAAACUGGACCUGCAGCUCUCUCCUCUGCUGCUUGUCUCCUUCAGAUCAACAUGGCUGAAACACACAGGGUGCCGGCGCAGGGCAGGAAGAAAUGGGGGAUUCCACAGAGAGGUGCACCUGAUGAGAGUAAAGCGACAGGCCGCUCCCCCGACCGAGACGCUCCCAGGAAUCUGGCGGUUCCCUUCAGAGGUCACGUCACAGGCGGGAUGCGGCCGGGGAAGAAGGUCGUAGUGAUGGGUGUUGUGGACUCCCGUCCCGACAGGUUCUACGUCGCCCUGACGUGUGGUCGUGGGACGUCCCGGGAGCCUCCGCCCGACGUGGCUCUGGAGCUCUGCGUCAGGUUCAGGGACCGUCAGGUGCUGCGGAGGGCCUGCGUGUCAGGAUCCUGGGGAGACGUCGACAGAGCCGUGCCGUUCUUCCCCUUCAUCACAGACCAGCCGUUCAAGAUCGAGAUUCACUGUGAACACAGUCGCUUUCGUGUGUUUGUGGACGGACAGCAGCUGUUUGACUUCUACCACAGACUGACGUCACUCAGCGACAUCGACACGCUGUGGAUCAAAGGCGGCGUCACCAUCACUAAACUGGCCUGAGGUCACGCGCUUCAACACAAGCUCCUUUCAAACACACACACACACACACACACACACACACACACACACACACACACGACUACACACAAGCACACGUUUGAAGUACUUUUGCUUUUCUUGAGUAUUUUAUUUUCAUAGUACUUUGUACUUCUACUCCAAAACAUCUCAGAGGAAAAUGUGCUUUUUUACUGAUCUAGGAUUUAUUAUAUUAUGAAACAUCAUCAUCUGUUAAAGAUUAAAUCUGUUAAAAAAGUAAAUCUGAAACUAAUGGUUGAUUAAUGUAAAAUUAACUGGCGAUUACUCUGAUCAAGGUUUAGAUAACUUUCUGAUGAUUUGAUUUUAAUCUAUUCUUAGUCACUUUGAUGUUUGGACCAAACAAACAGAGACAAAUAAAACAAUCAGUUCAUCAAUAUAGAAAAUAAUGAUAGAAAAUAAUCAUGAGUCGCAGCCAUUAGUCAUUUUUAUACUUGAUUCUACUUACAUAUGUUUACUAAGGUAAUAUUUUCAAUGCAGGACUUUUACUUUGAAAGGAGUAUUUUUUUACAGUGUGGUGUUAGUAUUUUUUACUUAAGUGAAGGAUCUGAAUAUUACAAACGUGUUUGAUGAUUUGUCAAUAAUUUAAAAUGUUCACAAAUCCACAAACAAAUACCAAAACUAUUUUACACAUAGAUACAGCCGAACUUGAAGAGUUCAGAGUUUUCCAACAGCACUUAAACACAACAUGUAUUUGUGAAGAGUGUGUGUAUUUGUGUUUUUUAAAUGUGCAGGAAUUUUUUAUCUUAAAAACAAAUGCAAUCAGAUGGAAGUUGGACAAACUGUAUAUAUGUAAAAUAAUUUAUUUAUUUGUAAAAUAGUUUUUAUAAUUGUAUUUAGAUUGUUUGGUCUUUGUUUGUGGUUGUGACAGUGUGUCAGUGAACACCGUGAAUUACCCACAAAUCCUCAAACACUUUGAUUAAUCUUGUUUUUACUUGCACAUCAUGAAACAUGUAUUUGUCACCAGUAUUGAUUCUCAUUUGGAUUUUAAUCCAGACUGAUGUUGGAAAUGAAUCUUCAUAAAACAGAUGUUCAGACCCCAGACACAAAGUACUGCAGCUGUGACAAAACUAAGUGGACGGGGUUUCCUGGAGCCACAGAGACCGUGGACGAGGUUGUUUUUAUAUUUUGUUGUAUUUUCUCUUAAACCAUAUUUUGUGAUGAUGAGAAAUUCAUACACUUCUUAUUACGUCUCCUUGUUGCCUGCGGUGUGAUGUCCAUGAUUUAUUCUUCUUAUCAGAUUUUACACAUUUUUGUCGGGAAUUUUAUAUUUUUUUUGGAUGUUUUACAAAAAUUUUCCAGAUGUUUUU